AUGCACAAUAGAUGACCAUCCCAACUGCUAUGAAAACAAUGACUUCAUAAACGUUGUACGAUAAAGCUCAAAUGAAGACGUUCAUAUUAUUAGACGGUUUUUGAGGAGUGGAUUAUUGCACAAUGGAUGCCUGCAAGUACCUCUGACCGGAUUCCAUAUGACAACUCCUUCCCCAGAACCUUCCAGCUCUGGGAGGACUGAAGGUGGACGAGACAGUGAAAUGGAAAUGGCGUCACAUCCAGAGCACUGUGGUGAAUGCUGCGUGGUUGGUGAAGACAACGAAGUGUGUUGGAGCAGUGCGGCACCUGAGGUUCCUCCACCCACUGUGACUACUGCUUCACAAAAUGCCGAUUGGUUUGGUGCCAAUUUGUGUUUCUGGGAUGAAGAUGAAUACACGAGGCACGACACGGACUCCUGGCGUGGGAGCAUCGACAACUUGUCCGACGGGAUUUUGACAGAUAUCUUCCCGGACAUGGCAUUCGGUGAGGGGCAACCGGAAAUUGCUGACAGCACACUGCACGACACUUACUCCGGGCGUGUGAAAAUCGACGACUUGCCCGACGAGGUUUUAAUAAAGAUCUUCUCGUACGUGUCGUUCAGUGUGCUGGUAGAUGUGGUACCGAAAGUGUGCCUGCGUUGGAGAAGGCUGUCACAAGAUUUGGAGUUGUGGGCUGACAAGGAAUACCAAAUCAGGCGAUACUGCGGUUACGACACUGACACCUGUAAGGGCGGCAAGACCGACGAAGGGGCGAUACAGACUUUCUGCGAUGCCCCGAACCUCAGCAAAGUACGCAUGUUGCGUCCCGUCAGGUCCCGUGUCUUCCGCGCGCUCUACAGCAGAUGCCACAGACUGUCCGAGCUGCACAUGGGUACCAAACAGCAGCUCAGCUAUUCGGUUCUGAAGAACUUGGUCGAGAAGUGCUCCAGGAUACACACUCUGACCCUGUCCAAUCUAAUACUGCAGUCCAAGGAACAUUGGGAGGCAGUGUCACGUCUAGAGCACCUCCGCGUACUGGUUCUGAAAGUAUACUACGCGGGGAGCACUCCUGUGCUGCGACCUUUGGGCGACGGAUGCCCGAGGCUGGCCGAGGUCGACUUCGGAUACGCGACUCUCAAUACGGAUGACCUGAGGCACUUCCUCGAUGGCAAGAGGAACACUCUCAAGUCUGUACGGAUAAAGUGGACGAUGGCUGGAAGAAGAUAUGUCCUGCCACUGCUGACAGUCUGCGCCAACUGCUUGGAACGGCUCCAACUUUACGCGUUUGACACAGUCCGCGACGAGGCGAGCGAGGCAUUUACUGCACUGGGAAGCCUGAAGAACUUGCGGGAACUCGAGAUGCAGAUCAGUGAGCCUCUACCACCUGGCGUAGGUCAUCUGGCAUUUGAGACUGGUCUACCAAAAUUGAGGCUGCUGAAUCUAGAAUUUUCAUACGGCUUGGACGACGACACAGUAAUUGCCAUCAGCCGUGGGUGCCCUGUUUUAAGGGAACUCAAUCUCAGAGGAGCUGAUAAACUGUCUGAUGCAGCCUUCUCUCAGGUCUACCGCCUUAAACAUCUUGAAAUACUGAAUGUGUCAGCUUGCAAAGGUCUCGGCGGAGCCCUGAUCCCCUGCCUCGCCAGGCUACCACGACUUCACACGUUGAUCAUGGAAGAAUUUGAGUUUCCAGAGCUGCAGCCAGGUCUGGACAGUAUCCUCGAACUAUCCGGUGUGCGCAGCCUGACACUCGACAGUUCCCUUAUUACUGGAGUGCCAUUUGAUAGGUUUCCGGGAAAGCUUGUCAGCCUCAGGUUGUUGAGUGUCAAGCAUUGCAGAGGCGACCCUACAGCCACAGACGGGCUGGUCGAGCUGAUGCCCGAACUCGAACUCCGCGGCUUCAUCGAAGUGGAGGAACCGGAUGCAGACGAAGAGUUCCACGAGAGCGAUGCGGAAGGUGCGGAGGAAGAAAAUGGAGACAAUGUGGAGCUUGACGAUGCGGACUGAAGUGUGGGAUGACAGUUCGGGGAAUGGUGAGGAGUGAUGGUCAUAGUAACAGUGAUACUGAGAGUGAUAAUAUUUUUUGAAGUGAUAGCAGUAUAGCUAUUACCUUCCUAGGGGACGUACAAAAGUGACGCGUCCACCUCCGUAGCAGAGUGGUCGGCGUCACCGAAUGCUGUGCUAGGGGCCGGGUUUGAUUCCCGGUCGCUUUGGAAAUUUUCUACGAUCGGGGACUGGGUGUCAUGCUACCUUCACCGUCGUCGACACGCGAGUCGCCGAGGUGGCGUAAAAUAAAAAGAUCUGCACGCGACAGACGAAAUCGACGAAAGGACACUCUCUGCCAGAAUAUUCUGUACGCACAAUUCAUUUCGUAAAAGUGAUUUGAUGUUUAUAGGGAAUAAUGAUUCACAAUAUUGGUUGCAUCUAAGCUGUAACUGUGUAACUGGGCCAAAAUUUUAUACUUCACAGAAGUAGUUAUUGGCCCUUGCAU
Schistocerca piceifrons (Central American locust) is the source of this 2465-nucleotide messenger RNA. RefSeq lists its product as uncharacterized. The transcript is spliced from 9 exons. Lineage: Eukaryota; Metazoa; Arthropoda; Insecta; Orthoptera; Acrididae. The record is from RefSeq and is a predicted model, not a curated record. Gene Ontology annotation, molecular function: protein binding. Bases 158 to 1981 code for a protein of 607 amino acids.